GCGCUAGAGCGGUCGCGGCACCCUAUUUCCGGGGGGGGUUGCGCGAGGACUGAUGGGAAUAUCCAUCUGUCCAGGAAGAGUCUGGGGCUGAAGUGGCCCGGCGCAGGGGGGAGGGGGAGCCCAGCCCUGGGCAGGAGGCCAUAGACAAAACAGACUAAACAGUGAACAUGGCCUUCUACAGCUGUAACAUAUUCCUUGCAGUGGCUCGGUCCAGGGGACCUCAUCUGCUUGUACACUCCAGCUGCUUCCCAUUCUCCCCAUCAGUUAUAUUUGCCCAGUUGGUGGAUCCCCACCUUAACCGAGCAUCCCUGAAGGACUCUGAGAGCCAGCAGCUACUCCACAGUGCACAGCAGGGAAUCGGCUUAUCUCACUUGCUAACUAAGCCCAUGCGGAGGCUUCACACAUCGGCUUACUGGCACCAAGAGCUUCAGGACAAACCUCCACCUAAUCAAAGUACUGUAACAAAGGACACUGAGCUGGCCAAGGUUCCAGCGGACCCAGCUACAGAGACUGCCAGGAGAUCAUUACGCCAGAGGAUUCUAGAUGAACUGACGCAUUAUUACAAUGGAUUCCAUUUGCUUUGGAUUGACACAAAAGUUGCUGCUAGGAUGAUGUGGAGGCUGUUACAUGGGCAAGUCCUCACUCGGAGGGAAAGGCGAAGGCUGAUGAGAACGUCUGCUGAUCUCUUCCGGCUGGUUCCCUUUUUGGUGUUCAUCAUUGUGCCCUUCAUGGAAUUUCUGUUACCUGUAUUUCUGAAACUGUUUCCUGAGAUGCUGCCUUCAACCUUUGAAACCGAAUCUAAAAAGGAAGAAAAACAGAGAAAGAAGCUGAGUGCAAAGUUGGAACUAGCCAAAUUCCUGCAGGAGACCAUUGCAGAGCUGGCCAGAAGGAACAAAGCCAGUACAGGAGAAGCCACCAAGCAAUUCUCUUCUUAUGUUCAACAGGUUCGGCAUAGUGGCCAACAGCCCAGCACCCAGGAGAUUGUGCGGUUUUCCAAGCUCUUUGAGGAUGAGCUAACCCUGGAACACUUGGAACGGCCGCAGCUGGUAGUCCUCUGCAAACUGCUUGAACUGCAGCCCAUUGGCACCAAUAACCUCCUCCGCUUCCAGCUUUUGAUGAAGCUCAGGUCUAUCAAAGCAGAUGACGAAAUGAUUGCCAAGGAAGGUGUUAACGGCUUGAGCGUGUCUGAGCUGCAAAGCGCGUGCAGGGCAAGAGGAAUGAGGUCGCUGGGCCUCACAGAAGAGCAGCUGAAAGACCAACUCAAACAGUGGCUAGAUCUGCAUCUAAAAGAAAACGUUCCUCCUUCUCUGUUGCUGCUUUCCCGUGCCUUAUAUUUGACCGACGUGAAGCCCCCACCAGUUCCUGUGAAUCCAGUUGAGCCUCUGAAGAAUGAGGGUGAUGUGGAAAUAGAUGAAGAGGAUCAUGAGACCUUGUUGGAUUCUGCACCCGUAGUACAGGAAAGAAAGAGUGAAGAAUUUAUAUUGCAACCGGCAGAGAAAAUGCCAGUACCUGAGGUGUCAGUCAAGCCUCCUGCAGGAGAGACAAAAAUAGAAGCCUCUCGGAGCAGCAAAGCCAGCGCUAAUGGAGUCUAGCUGUUCUCCAGCAAAGAUUUGGGCAUUCCAGGAAGAAAAACUCCAUUCUCUGAACUUGGCAGUUUUAUAGACUGGCUCCAUCUGAUGCACAGUCCCUGCCCCCCUCCCUUUGAUCUGAUCCGGGUGAUUUUUCUUUGCCUCUAGGCCAGGCAAAAAAGGACCUUGCAUAUAGCACCAGCCUCUCAUUCAUUCUAUCCUCUGUGGUUUAACUUAUUUUGCUGUAAAUGUGUACAUAAACUAUGACUGGGACAAGCUGUAACUUAUGCAACAUUGUCAGAUGUUAAGAUUUGUAUUUCUUAAAAUUUUAGUAAAGCAGUGAUUUAUUACUACUUUUUCCCAAACAGCUGACUAGCAUCAAAGGGGUGGAACAAAUGCUUUUUUGGGUGGACAUUGUAGAAUUCUGGCCAUUCCAAUACCGAAGCUGGCAUACUUGGACUUUAGACUGACUUACAGCCUGAUCCUAAACAUGUUUACUUAAAGAAAGUAAGCUCUGGAUGAUUCUCUUCCAAAUAAGCAAGGUUAGGAUUGCGGCUCUAGCCUCACUGAAAUCAUUGGGAUGAGUAACUUGAUCAGGUGCUGCUGCAAUGGCAUCAGUGAUCCCCUUUAAUACACGUUGUGUGGGCCCCUUAAAAGUUCUGUCCCAUUUGUCACAGCAAUGCAUACAGAACGGGGUCGGCAGCAUAGUGCCUUCCAAAUGUUGCUGAACUCCAAAUCCCAACAGCCCCAGCCAGCACAGCCAAUGGCCAAGGAUGAUGGGAGCUGUAGUAGUCCAACAUCAUUUGGAGGGCACCACAUUGCCUACCCCUGAUACAGAGCCUUGCUACUUUCCCUCACCACUACAAUUUGUGAGAAAAGCGUCACUCCAACAACUUCUAACAUGUUGCACAAGGGGCCAACAUCACAGUAGGCACAGGACCGGGACAUAAAUUGGUUUAAAUAGUAAGAAUUUCAGCUAAAGUAUGGAUUAAGUUGUAAAUAUAAGACGAGCCAAUAACUAUUAGUAGUAAUUUUGUUAUCUACUUUAAUUGAAUUUUGGGAGUUGGGUUAACCUACGAGAUAUGGAUAUCAGACUUGACUUCUAGAAAGCAGAGAAGAGUUUGAAAACUCUUUUCUGAUCAGUCUAAGAAAGGUCUGCAUGCUUCUCCUAGGUGUGCCCAGCGUUAAGGGUAAGUUAAAGGUACUGUAGUCCAAAAAAGGUCAGUUUAGCAUGUUUUCCAGCAUAGCUGCAGCUGGGCAACCAGGCAGCCUCUAGCUAAGUAGCAAACAACCAAAAUCUGAGAUUUCACUUCUCAAGUACCCCAAAACAAAUAUUCUAUUUUAAUAUUUAUUAAGUUUCUAUGUUUGUCCUUGAAAUAUACCCUCCUGAUAGAUGUGCUAGAGGACAAGAGGACAUAAGCUUUUCUCUUCUGUAUUUUUCAGAUUCCUGAGUUAUUUUCCGUGAAAAAAAAACUUUUCUCUGGGCAUAUUUUAUUUGACUUUGUUGUUGUAACAUGAUUUAUCUGUUUGCACAGAAAGGACUAGUUUUGUAAGCCAGACAAAUCUCAUGGAGCAGUCAGUUAGCUGGUGAGAGCCCAGGCAAUCCUUUGAGCUUACAGCUCCAGCCUCUUUUUUCUUUUUUUUAAACAAAGCACAAGAGUGUAGCGAAAGACCAUUCUGUUCUCAUUUAGAGAUUUCAUCUGUUUGGUGUGCUGCACAUGUUAACAUUCAUUCAUCAUACCUGAAGAGUCUUGCUGGAGGGCUCUGCUUGGACAGUCGUCCAAUAAACAGCCGUGCUGCUCCAUUGCGUGUCCUGAUUUUGUUUAAUUGAACAAGGGCAGCCUUCCCCAACCCAAUGCCAGCUGGGUAAUUUGGACUACAAUUACCAUCGACCCCAACCAACAUGGCUGGGCUGAUGGUCCAGUGCCCUCAGUGACUGGCUGAUGUGCUGGGCCAGCAUCUACAUAGCCUGCUUCUACCUGAUAACAUAAGAGUGUCAUUAGGGAAAGGGUAUAAAAAGAAGCAUUGUUCUCCAUAGUGUACAAAAAUUCCUUUUGUCUCUGUUAUCCCUUCAUAAACAAGUUUAAAAAAAGCACAACAAAAACCUGCAGGCUACAAUGGUUCUUGUAUACCACCAAUAAUAAACAUAGGCUCACAGCCCACACAAACACUGCUAUGCAUAAUGUAAUGCUUAAUACAGGUUAGAACAGUGGUUCCCAUGGAUCACUUGAAAAGUUGCUGAGGUCUGAGCAGAUUGCUUAAUGUUUUUUCUGCCUAUAGUAGCAAUUGUAUCAUCAUCAUCAUCAUCA
Rhineura floridana is the source of this 3877-nucleotide messenger RNA. It is a transcript of the gene LETM2, whose product is annotated as leucine zipper and EF-hand containing transmembrane protein 2. Bases 168 to 1592 code for a protein of 474 amino acids. The record is from RefSeq and is a predicted model, not a curated record. Gene Ontology annotation, molecular function: ribosome binding. The transcript is spliced from 11 exons. Gene Ontology annotation, cellular component: mitochondrial inner membrane. Gene Ontology annotation, biological process: intracellular monoatomic cation homeostasis. Lineage: Eukaryota; Metazoa; Chordata; Lepidosauria; Squamata; Rhineuridae.